Messenger RNA from Cokeromyces recurvatus, 2912 nucleotides. RefSeq names its product muts domain V-domain-containing protein. The transcript is spliced from 8 exons. The coding region runs from base 253 to 2775 and encodes 840 amino acids. Gene Ontology annotation, biological process: mismatch repair; mitotic recombination. Gene Ontology annotation, cellular component: nucleus. Lineage: Eukaryota; Fungi; Mucoromycota; Mucoromycetes; Mucorales; Mucoraceae. Gene Ontology annotation, molecular function: mismatched DNA binding; ATP binding; ATP-dependent DNA damage sensor activity. The record is from RefSeq and is a predicted model, not a curated record.
UUUUUUACACAAAAAAAUGAUAAUAAACGAUUCAAAUCAAAUACAGUGGAGACAUCAUCUGCUGCUGCUGCUGCUGCUGAUAGUCUUAAUACUGAUCUAAUAACACAUGAGGAAAAGAAAUCAACUCCCAUUGUCCAAGAAGAUUUAAACCAAUUGAAAGAACGAUUUGCAGCCAAAUUAAGUUUUCUAGAUAAAAAGCGAACAGAGGCACGUCAACGUGUAGAAGGCUUUGAACCGACUAAUGAAGUCAAGAUGACACCUUUAGAGAAACAAGUUGUAGAAUUAAAAGCAAAAUACCCUGAUUGUCUCUUACUGAUUGAAGUGGGUUAUAAAUUUCGAUUCUUUGGUGAAGAUGCAAAAAUUGCUUCUCGUAUUUUACACAUUGCAAAUUUUAUCGAUAGAAACUUUUAUGUUGCAAGUAUACCAGUUCAUCGAUUAAACUACCAUGUCCAAAAACUUGUGGAUGCAGGUUAUAAAGUUGGUAUUGUUCGACAAACAGAAACAGCUUCUUUAAAAGCGAUUGGAUCUAAUCGUAAUCAACCCUUUCAAAGAGAACUUCAACAAAUGAUUACAAAGGGAACGAUUAUUGAUGAUAUUUUAAUUAAUUCAUCUACAACAGGCCAUCUUUUAUGUUUAAUUGAACAGAAGCGUGGAGGACAUGGAUCAGAUGAGCGUGUCUAUAUUGGACUUAUUUCGAUUCAUCCAGCGACAGGUGAUAUUAUUUAUGAUGCAUUUGAAGACACCUUUAUGCGUACUGAACUAGAGACACGUCUAUUGCAUAUCGAACCCAGUGAAAUCAUAUGUCCUCCAGUUAUGAGUAAAGCUACCGAGAAAAUGUUAAUGCUUAGGUCUUCAUACCAUGUCCGAAUGGAGCGUAUGAAGAACACAUUUUGUAAUGAUUAUAAUGCAGCUCUCACUUAUGUGACUGAUUUUUAUGUUGAGCAACGACAACAACAACAGCAGCAGCAGCAGUCAAUAAAGAUGUCUAAGGUGAUGUCAUUACCUGAUAUUAUAGUUCAAACAUUGGCUUGUUUAAUUCAAUAUUUAGAUGAAUUCAAACUUACCAAUAUCUUGAAGGAAAUCAAGUACUUUCAUCAUUUCGUAACAAAGAAUCAUAUGCUAUUAAAUGGCACAACACUAGUCAAUCUUGAAAUCUAUCGUAACAAUACUGAUUUCACAACCAAAGGAUCUCUAUUUUCAAUCUUGGACCAUACAAAAACCAAAUUUGGUCAGCGAUUAUUAAGAAAAUGGAUUGGUAAACCAUUGAUUGAUAUCAAUAAAAUCAAUGAACGAGUUUAUGCGAUUGAAGAACUGAAAACAACAAGUAACCCAAAAAAGGGACUUUUAUUAUCUUUGUUGAAGCAAAUACCAGAUAUUGAAAAAGGUAUCUGUAGAAUUCAUUACGGAAAGACAAGCCCCAAGGAAUUACUACAGAUACUGGAGGCUUUCAACAAGAUAUCAUCUACCUUUGUUCCAUUAUAUGAAUCCAGGUUUGAAUCUGAUUUGCUAAACACAUUAUUUGAUACCUUACCUAUAAUACAUGACGAUAUCGUUUCGUUUAAAUCAGCUAUUUAUACUACUACGACUAAAGUGACAGAAUUUUUCAAAUCUGAUGAGAAAUGGCCUGAAAUUCAACGAGAAAAAAAGAAUAUCAACUAUGUUCAAUGUCUUUUAGAGGAGCAUUUAGAAAAAGUUCAAAAGGAAACACAACUUGGACAUCUAGGAGUAAAAUAUGUGACAGUAGCAGGACAGGAUUAUUUACUAGAAGUAGCUAAUACAAAAUUACGAUACGUUCCUCAAGAUUGGAUUAAGAUAAGUGGCACAAAGGCUGUAAGCCGAUUUCAAGACAAGUAUAUUAUUGAGCAGUUGAGAGAAAAAGAACGACAUGAAGAUUUAUUAAUUAUGUAUGCAGAAAAGGCUUAUAAAGAAUUUUUAAUGGAAAUUUCAGAAAAAUAUGAAAAACUUCGAGAUAUUGUUUCUUGUUUAGCUCAGCUCGAUUGUCUAUUAUCUUUAACAGUGACAGCCAGUCAGCCCAACUAUGUAAAACCUAUCUUUGACGAAAGAGUUAGAAUAGAUGUAGUAGAAGGACGACAUCCGAUGGCUGAGAAACAAAAUCAAACAAGUUCUUAUAUUGCGAAUGAUAUUCAUUUUAAUGAACCACAAACGACUAUGGUUCUGACAGGUCCUAAUAUGGGAGGUAAAAGUUCUUAUAUUCGACAAAUUGCCUUGAUCGUGCUUAUGGCACAAUUAGGGUCGUAUGUACCUGCUCAAUCGGCUAGGAUGGGUCUCUUUGAUGCCAUCUAUACGCGUAUGGGGGCAACUGACCAAAUGAUGCGAGGGCAAAGUACCUUUAUGGUUGAGAUGCAAGAAACUUCUGAAAUUAUGAAAUUGGCGACAUCUCGAUCCUUGGUUAUCUUGGAUGAAUUAGGAAGAGGUACAAGCACACAUGAUGGUCAAGCGAUUGCUCAUGCUGUCCUCGAUCAUUUUGUGAAAGAAAUAAGAUGUGUCACGUUAUUUGUGACACAUUAUCCCUCCCUGGGGAAACUCUUUGGUGAUGAAUUUCCUAACCAAGUAAGAAACUGUUAUAUGGAUUAUAUUGAAGAACAAAAUCAGGAAGCAGGUAUAUCAAAUAUUGUAUUUUUGUAUAAGCUAGCAAAUGGUAUUGCUAUGAGUAGUUAUGGUAUGAAUGUAGCAAGAUUAGCAGGUAUACCUUUACCUAUUAUCAAACGAGCUAAAGAAAUAGCAGAAAAAAAGAAAAGACAAAUGGAAGGAUAAAGAUAUAUGUAAAGUCACUGUUUGUUUUUGUCUAAAUAUCUGUAUAAAAGAGAGAGAGAGAGAGAGAAACAACCUAUGUCUAUUUUACGCAUUUGAUUUAAUAUAUACAUAAAUUUUCUGAUUUUCGAAAAAAAAAA